GAUGGCAUUGAUCUGCCCCCUGUAGACACUUAAAGGUCAAAUGAACCAAAAUUUAGACUUUUUUUUCAUUUAAGUUCAACGUGUUCAUUAAGUAUAAAGUAAACAUAUUCUGAAGUUUCAAAAGAAUUGGACGAAGCAUUACGGAGAUAUUGGAAUGUUAAAAUCACUGCUUUUUUAUCCUUCAUGAUCGAAGAGCGGUCGGGAGAGUUGUCGGAUAAUUGUCGGAAAUAAAACUUGUGACGUCACUGUUGGUGAGCUCAAGAAAUGCGGGAAAUUCAAAAGUGUACGGUUUCAAGUUCACUCUGAACUUUGGAGAAAAACCACGCAAAAUCAAAAGUCAGCACCUUCAAGUUCCUCCAGGACCCAAAUCUUAAAAGGGAAUGGCUUAUAAAAAUGAAAAGAGAUAUUUUAUGCCCUCAAAGCAUUCGCGUGUUUGUGUAAAACACUUUAUCGAAGACAGCUUCGAUCAAAAUCUUGUAGUAAGGAGUUUGUUGGGACGUCCCUCCUUCAAGCUUCGUUAUCUUGUUGUCAAGAAAGACGCGGUACCGACGAUUUUUAACUUCGCUAUGGUACGUUGCAAGCCGGCAAUUGGAUAAAAAACAACGAAAAACAAGCGAAGAAUGCCCGCCAAACAGCGGGCGAACUCCUCGGCCAUUUCCCAAGUAAAAUCAGGUUUGUGUUUAGAUCCAAAACCUUCCCCACGAACGACUCACUGGUGCAGAAACGCAGCAAUGUUCAAGACAACAAUGACGUCACAAAGCAGAGUCUUAGUUCCAUUCCUUCCAUUAAAGUGCGCGGUCAUUUUGGAAACGUUUUCGUGAAACCUUAGGCUGUCUUCGUACUUUUAACUUUUUUACUCUCUUCCACAGUUCAGAAAGAAAAAUUUCCGCAUAAGUUUCCUUUUACAUGCUUUUGUUUAACAUUUCGUCGCUAUAAAAUGGCCGAAGAAAAGAUGUCUAAAUUUUGGUUCAUUUGAUCUUUAAUCAAACAAGUUGAUCGAAGGUCCGGACUAGAGUGUUCUCUCCACACCCCUCCCUCCCGGAUUGUCUCAUUGUAAUUCGCAUGACGUUCCUCUGACGUCUCCUAAUCAGUAUGUUCAUACUGCCUUGAACCGACAUUUUAAGCCCUAGAUGUGCCAGGGGCCGAUCAGGUCGGUCGGCGCGUACACUAGCGGCCCGAACACAAACUAGGAGUAAUCAGGGAUAAGUGGGUGCGUUUGAAUGUUUACUUUUGAAAUUUGGUUGUUCAACCGCAAGACAGCACACGCCAUAUUCGCUUUGUUGUUGCUUGAAUAUCGGGCUUCGCGAAAUAAAAAAAUAAUAAUAUAAAAAAAAUUCUGGUUUAGGUGCGCGCGCACGUUGACGUAUUCCUUAUCCGGUAGUACAUCCCCAAAAUCAAGUCUAUUCCUGCUUGUGUGCUCGUGCAAAGAGAGAUUCUGCGUUAAGUUUAAGUUGUGUUAAAAAUUUUUCACUGUUUUGGCUGGCAGCUGGUAGUUAAAUGAAAGAGUGUAUAAAAUAUGUCCAUCUCAACAUUAAAAUCUGGAUAGUGGUGUCCUAUUGUAUUACCCUUGAAAUUUGAAAAAAAAAAUUGUUGUCUAAAUCUUAUUAAACAUUUUGAUGUAAAUAUUAUAAAAUGCUACGCAAUUAUAUCUGGAAUGUGGGUCAUUUGGAUCUGUAAGGGCGUUGAACCUUUCAAUUCUUGUUUGUCGUACAAAGCCAGGGUAAAAACCCUCCUAAAAGAGUUUUAUUUCUUUCGGUUUCGGUUUCGUCAUCAUAUUUGGUGAUGAUGCUUCACACUCUUGUCACGCAGUAUUUUAUUAGAAGAUACAUCUUUGGCAAACACCUUUUUUUUAUCGUACAGAUCAAUUUGUUUAACAGUAGUGAAGGAAAAAUGUCCGGCUAAUUGUACAGUUGCUAAAGAUCAGGUCUAAAAUAUUGAUAUAACACCAAUCAUCCUUGACCGACCUGGCAACGAGGGAAAAUUCCCGGAUAAACAAACAGCCUGUCUCGAAGUCAUUUGCAUACACGUGAUACGCGGUGUGACAGUGGAGAGUGUUUCGGAGAUAUUAGUUGGUUUCUGGUGAAGAUUUAGCUUUAUUCUACUGGUUGCAAGACGUUGAAAAUUGUCCGGGUGUCGCAGGAUUAAUUGGAAAUCUAUCAACCCUUUAUUUCUUCGACAAAAAUGCUGCAGUAAAUCGCUUGAAGCAAACAACAGCACUGCAGUACAUGAGGCUCGAGGUUUCUAUUCAAGACGGCUGUUUUCAGGUUUACAUUUAGUUCUUUGUGGAGAAGGUGAUGGAGCGUCGUUCUCAGCCAUCUCUCGAUGAGGAGUCGUGGAGACGACAAUACCAGUUGGAAAAUGAAGAUAAUGCCUUGGCCAGGGCGCUGGAGCUUUCGCGAUUAGAACAUCUGCAACGCACAGAGAAAGAAUCUCGAAUGCAACGUGAUGAACCGACACGAGGUGAGGAACCAUUAUCGAAAUCAUGCUCGUUGUCACCUGCGAAUGUACAGAGACAGCAACAAGACAGAGAGGAGACUCAGCUUUUGCGAAACUCUUCUAGAGGGGCUGUGACUGCAGGUUCAGCAGGUCAAGGGGUAAGAGCCAUUCCGCUUUGUCUUCCAAACAACUGCAAGUGGGAUUCCAAGACAUUACAAUGCGUCCGAACUGGAGAGAAACGCUCAUCACUUUACGUGGUCGAUGAAGCACUUGAAAGGCUGAGGAACGAGAAAGGUAUUUAUUAAGUCAAUGAUUGAAAGAAGAAGUUAUCUGCUACUACAUUGCAAACAGCUAAAGUGCAGUAUGGUUACCACAAGCCACUCUUCCUCUCCCACCCCCCGAAAAUCCCACUGAAACGGCGUUUUGACAAACGUGCUCCCAUUGUUUAUUAUCAGAUUUUCACCGCUAUGAGUAGAUUAAUACCUUGUGGUUCACCUCUUUACGUUUGAAUUUGGGGGACCGUGUAUCCGCGGUUCAGAGGGUCUGCAAAGUACAACUGCUCAAGUUAAUGCCAAUUUUUUUGGCCGACUCCAGACUGAGCUACAUGUACGUAGACUGGAUUGCAACGCAACGUAACAAAAAGUGGGGCAAACUUUAUCAUUAGCAAUCGUCACCUUCCUAUUUUUUC
This is a messenger RNA of Orbicella faveolata, 3124 nucleotides long. RefSeq lists its product as uncharacterized. The record is from RefSeq and is a predicted model, not a curated record. Lineage: Eukaryota; Metazoa; Cnidaria; Anthozoa; Scleractinia; Merulinidae. Gene Ontology annotation, molecular function: GTPase activity; GTP binding.